Molecule: messenger RNA, 6136 nt
Organism: Lytechinus variegatus (green sea urchin)
Lineage: Eukaryota; Metazoa; Echinodermata; Echinoidea; Temnopleuroida; Toxopneustidae
Gene: dlec1
Product: deleted in lung and esophageal cancer protein 1-like
Exons: 30
Coding region: 123-5441 (1772 amino acids)
Biological process (GO): negative regulation of cell population proliferation
Source: RefSeq, a predicted model, not a curated record
GGUAUUGAGCCAUAGCAACGAAAAUAUACGGAACCGAGAUGUAGAGUAGAAAUGUGAACAAGCAAGCAUCAAAGACAGUGUAAACAUUCACCCUACAAGUUCAAAGAAUCAAACUAGCCAUUAUGUCGACGAAGGUGGGAAAACUACCCUACGAUGAGCCUCCUAUGUACCUGCAGCGACCGUCUUCAGGGCGAUCUCAAGACGUGACCCACGUCUUGGCGAGGACCUUCCGGGAUAUCUUCACGAGGGACCUGGUGGAACAGGAGACGGUGAAGAAUCUCAACAAGUCGCGCAGCGGAGACGAUUCCUACCAUGAGAAAUAUGUGGAGGAACUGAGGAAGGUCCAAGCAGAGCGUGAGAGGCGGAUGGCCGAGGCAGCCAUGUUGGAACGUCACAUCAUGCAAGCCCGGGCCAAGGCUAUGGCAGAGGAUGAGAAGAUUCUGAACCAAGCGGCAGAGGGUUGCGAUAUCUAUCAUGACCUUGGCCUUCCGCCAGUUAAAUCCAACCUGAAUGGAUGUUUGGACAGUGAUUUGUUACGGAGCCAUGGUCUCAUUGUACCAGAAGAUUUCAGCACCGCCGAGCCUCCCCUCACCCACGCCCCUCAGGCUGGUAUAAUGCCUCACUAUGCCGAAGCCACACAGACAUCAACCAAGCAUACAGAGGGAGGAGAGAAGGGACACGCCCAUGAUGCGACGGAUCAUGGUCAUCGUCCUCCCAAGAAAAGAUCUGGGAAGAAUGAUUCCAAGAACAAGUGGAGAGAGAUGACGUCACCACAGACGAGGGAAAGGAAUCGCAAAGACAUGGCGAUGGUAUUCAACAAGUCCAACUUCCUGCGUAACCCCCGUCAUCGACCUCCGUCGUCCCUAGGUGGGGGUCGGACGCUGGUCAAUCCUAACACCGUCACUCACAAGCUGGGAGGGGCUAAGUCUACUGUGAUUGAUGUGGGGAAAAAAGAGCCUUCAGUCGUUUUUGUACCCUCGCCAUCUACCAUUGUCUUCAGCAACUAUAAAGUGGGUCAAGUCUAUGAGAUGACCCUUGACCUUAAGAACGUGUCCGCAGCAAGUCGUCCACUCCGAGUCCUCCCUCCAAAGACGGAGUACUUUGCUGUAGGUCUUGGUAAAUUCCCCGGUGAGGAGGGCAUCGUUGCUCCAGGAAUGAGCUGUCAAUACAACAUCCGCUUCAUGCCGGAUGCUUUGAUGGACUUCGAAGACGAACUGACGGUCAAUACCCAAUCCAGUCAACCGAUCACGGUCAAGCUCUUGGGUCGCAGGCCACCCCCACUUCUCACAUUAUCACCUGUCGUGGAUUGUGGUCAUUGUCUUGUUGAUGGUACGUCCAACACUGAGUUCUUGGUCAAGAACCUUGGAGGUAGUGGACGCUUCUGUGUUAUGCCAAAGAAGUGCUGGCCGGCCACCAACUUUUCGUCCGUUGCUACGGGAGACCGAGUAAACCUUACACCGUUCCAACUUUAUCCUGCCGUCUUCGAGAUCAUGGAAGGACAUGCCAUACCACUACAGGUAUCAUUUAAGCCUACAGACUCUCAGGUGUAUGAAGAAGAAAUUACAAUCGUCUGUGAUAACUGCACCGUCAAACACUUUACUCUCAAAGGUGAGGGUCAGAGAGCCAGGGUUCAGCUUGAAUCAGCGUCGGGUAGUGAGACCAAUCCUACCCCGGGUGAACUGGUCGACGUCACAGCUAAGAACCAUAUCACCUUCGAAGACAUAAACCCGAUGACCUACGUCACCGAGGAACUCACCAUUAGGAAUCUCACAAAUGUGGAGUUGCCGUUCCACUGGCAGCUUGUGCGUUCCUCGCCAGAAUGUCGGGACCCCUUCAAAGAGGCUAAGAGAGACGGGCAGCAGAUCUCAAGGGUAGCCGAUGAGAGGAAUAUAUUCUGCAUUAACAUGGAGAAAGGAGUUUUACCACCCUCUGGUACUGCCGUCACCAGUGUUGCUUUUGCUCCGCCAAAGGUGGGGCAGUUUGAGAGCGUGCUACAGCUUGUCCUGAAGAACAUCCCUCGCCCCGUGGCCCACAAGGCAAAAUCAUCCCAAUCGCCCCCCUCCUCUUCACCACCGGACAACACCUCCAAGCAACCUCCCGUCUGCUCCACGCCCCGCCCCACCAGCCAUACCACCUCCCAGGCCUUCAUCACACAGAGCAGUGAUGAUGAUAGAGGCAAUGACAGCCGUGGCAAAAGUGGUAGCGGUGGUGGUGAUGGUAGUGAUAGUAGUGGUGGCAGCGGUGGGAUGAAGGAUGGUGGUGUAGGGGAGCAUGCAGAGGAAGGCGAUAGUCUUGGUCUGGAGGUGGAACUCAAGGGCCUGUGCAAGGAGUACGAGGUCUUGGUCCAGCCCUAUGCCAUCUUCCUCCCCGGUCAGGUUCUUCAGUCAACGGCAACUCGCAGAAAGUUUACGAUGUUGAACUACAGCAAGUUUCCAGUCGUUUUCCACUGGAGCUCACUGAAGGACAGUCACAUCAUCGAGGUCCAGACCCCCGAGGGUCAGAUACCGCCCGAAAGCUCGGUAGAACUUGAGAUGACCAUCAUAGGGGGUCAUCCUGGACACAUUGACCAUACCCUACGCUGCCAGAUUGACCACCAGGAAUCGACUGUGCCGCUCAGGGUGGUGGCUGAUGUCAAGGGUCCUGAGGUCUCGAUCGAGACGCCCUCGCUUGACUUUGGAUUGGUACGCCUCGGGCAGACGGUAAAGAAGCAGUUCUAUCUGACCAAUGAGAGUCAGUUCCCUGCUAAGUGGAAUCUGAAAGAGAGUGCAGAAUUCCUGCUCAAGGAUCAACAGUCUGGUCAGGAUAUUUCCGAGUUCACCAUCACACCCAGCAGUGGAGAGCUAGGCCCUCUCUUGUCUGUCCUGGUAGAGGUGGUCCUUACUCCGGCCCGCCAUCGUCAGAUAGACUCUGUCAUUGAGCUGACUGUAGAGGGCGGCAAAACUAGUUAUGUUGGUGUGUAUGGUGAGGUCCAGAGCCCUCAGGUCUGUGUCCUGGAGAGUACCCUCGAGCUACCUGAGAUCUAUCAAGGUAUUCCUGUCACCCACACCAUACAGCUCUUCAACCAGACCAUGCUACCGGCAUCGUACCAAUGGCAACAGCCCAAAGGGAAGCAGUCAUCAACUUGUUCAGUGACCUUUGACCCAGAGCAAGGCAUUCUGGGACCACACGAACAGCUUCCCGUGUCAGUGACAAUUGUAGCCCAAGAACAGGGGCCAUUGUCUGAUGUAUGGAUACCUUGUUUGGUCAGCGGAAUGGUCAAGCCUAUAUUCCUAGCUUUAUCGGGGGAUGUCCAAGGGCUGAGAGUGACCUACAGGACACCUGACAUCAGACCAUCUACUGUGAUGGACACUGAAGACAGGCUUCCGGAACCUUGCAAUGACGAUGCUCCGCUUGCCUUGGACUUUGGCGACGAUGUAGAACUGGCGACCACGCCCAAGAGAUUAGUCUACCUGACCAACCACACAGCCAUCCCAGCUCCGUUCUCACUCACCGUCAAUAAAUAUACUGCAGGGAAACCCCCUACUCCGCCUCAGACGGAUAGACCCACUGCUGACAGUCCUAGAAGGCAUGGUGCAUUGCUGAGCAGGACGGCCAACCUGGCCGACCCCAGGAGCAAGUCCCUGGCCCAGAGCCAAUCAGAUUGUAUGAAGGCUAUACUGAGAGAGGACCAAGGAACAGCAUUCCUGGUCCAGCCCUGCUCAGGGGUCCUGGAACCAUUCGCCACCCUGGAGGUGGCCGUGACGGCUUAUAGUGAUAUGUGGGGCAAGUACACCGACCAGCUUACAUGCAGGGUAUCCAGCUUAGAGCCAGUCUGUAUUCCGAUCAGUAUGGGAGUGACAGGUUGCCCCCUCAAGUUCCAGAUGGCAACCAUCAAGGGUCAGAUACCCUUCGUCAGGUUCGGAACCCACGUCUGUGGCGUGCCACCCAUCAACAGGCCACUCAAGAUCAUGAACAACAGUCCUUAUGGAAUGCGUAUUGACUGGAGGCUCUUCAACUUGAUGGAAGAUGACCGCAAGCUGAUUGACCUCCAGGUCAUCUACGGUGACCCCUUCCCCAUCCUUGACCCCAGCGGUGCCGAGGUCGUCCCUGAGGAUGACGAGGUCAUCGACAGCAUCCGGGAGAGCGAUGAGAGAUGUGACGGCGACCCUGAAACCGGGGAAGAGGCUGAUUGCGGUCGUGAUGGGCUGCUGUCCAAGAUAGCCGAUGAUCUAGAGGCACGUGAGAAGGAUAAGAGCAAGGUUCUUAGUGUCUUGAUGAGAGAGCAUGAAGGCGUCCCUGCUGACGGCCCGUUCAGCAUUGACAAGAAACAAAUGGUGAUUCCCGGCCGCGGGACGGCAAACAUCGUGGCCAGCUUCUCUCCAGACGUCUGUCAUCUUCCGAGCCAGGAGUCCUCUGACUGUGUCGGCUAUGCCCUGGGAUACCUUAGUCUUGAUGAACCUGAGCUCCUCAACCAGCCUGGUUCCGUGACCCGAGGUCAAGCGUUCCAGGUGCCUCCGCUACGACUGGAUUUCACUGCUUACAUCAAGACUGCCUUUGUCACCGUCGAGACCCCUGACGAGGAGGGCCUCACCUACCACACCGCCGCAAGCAAGCUCCUGGACCUAGACCCGCCCAUCCCACCCACCCCGACCCUCCAUGACCGUCCAGCGGUCCGCUCCACGUCCCUCCAUGCAUGCCACCUGACCAGCUUGACCGCCACUCUGACCAACAACACCCAGACCCCCCUAUCCUUCCAGGCCGUCACCCCCCUGCCCUUCCUGCUCCAGCGGGUGGACCCUGUCACCAAGAAGACCAAGAAGGGGACGGUCGUCAAUGUGAGGUCAAAGGUCACGGAGGAAGGCACGCUGUAUUCGCUUCCAACGCAACAUAACAUGCAGAUCAAGCUUGCAUUCCAGCUGGACCUGGGUUUAAUCAUGAACAAUCUAGAGCAGCUUCUUCUCAACGAGAGCAAAGAGGGCGUCCUACUUACAUGCGAGGACAGAGGACGUAAGCUGCACAUCCGCAAAGAUCUUCAGCUCUGCUACACCAAUAGUACCAUCCAGAAACUGCCUCUGUAUGCUGUUAUAGUCCUGCCGUCUAUUGAGCUGACCCCCAUGGCACUGGACUUUGGCGUCUGUCUUGUCGGUCAAGAGAGAAGCUUGGAAGUGACCAUCAGCAACAGGACGGCCUCAGGAUCCUACUGGACAGUCUCAUACGAUUCCAAGAAGACCACGUCAGACAAUGUGUUUGAAGUCUCGCCUCCUGCUGGGUAUCUGGAACCACACGUCACUCACGUCUCCAACAGCAAGACCAUUCUCACUGUCUACUUUACACCACCGCACAAUAUAUCCUACGCCGGUACAUUUGUCUUCAGGGGUCUCCUUGGGGAGGAGACUAGGUACCUACAGGUCAAAGGUCAAGGCUCGUAUGACAGCCGACAGGAAGCCUUGGUCAACCAGUGAUGAUGAUGUUUGCACAUCCUGCCAGCUUGCAGUGGACAUUAAAUAUGAAUUUUAGUUUGGAGCCCAUUUCACAAAGUUCUGCAAUUAGUCAUACAAUUGAUUUCAAUGAUGGAUUGUACAUUGUGGUCAAUGUAACCAUUUGUUCACAUGUGACUUAUGAUCAAUGGUUGUGGCUUGUGAUACAAGGACCUAGUGUGAUAAGUUUGAAUUCUGAAAAUACACUGCCUCAAAAUGACUGGGAAAUGAUUUUGAUAAUGCUCCUUCACUGUUUUUUCUCUGAUUUAUGAAAAUCACCCAAAUAUAAUGACUUGAAGCAAAUCUGUUGGAUGAAAAAAAACAUUUCUACAUAUUAUGUCAUAUUUGAUUCAAAGGAUUAUAUCCCCUCACAGCUUUGAUUUUGCAUGAAUCUACACAGUUAUUUGAUAAUGCUUAAAUAUUUGUUGGUUUUGAAUAAGUAGCUGGCCAGUGAUCACAGACAUUUUUCUUCUCAGAUCGAAAACAAAAAGGGGCUACCACCCCUCCCCUUCCCAUCCACUCAUCAAGCAGUCUGCUUAAUGCCAACUUUACAUUGUUCAGAAUGCAAAAAAAAUAUUUUGUAUAUAUAAAUGACAUUGUAAUUAGCUUAUCUUUGCUGUAAUGCAUAGAAGAUUUGAUUUGUUUCUUUUAUGUAUAUUAUGUAGAGUUUUAUGAGAAUU